GUGGAGAAAUCUCUGUAAACAAGAACAAGGGAAUUUCUUAUCAAGAGCUCCUCCUCCCUCGGACAAAAUCCCCUCGCAAAGCGCAGCGUUGCAGAACUGGACUUUCUAAAAUAAGGAGCGGCUUUUUGCAGAACUGCAAGUGUUUGUAGGGCUGGAAGGCAACGAGCCGCCCUUGUUUUCUGGGCUAAUGCAUCUGCAACCCAUUGAUUGGCCGCCGCCCCCCUUUCUCCCAUCUCUCCCCUUUCCCAUCAAUGCCGUUUCCCAAGGGAGGAAAAGGGAGCGGAGGGAGGCGAGGGCGGGGAGGGAGAGCAUGGGAAAGAAUCGACUGGAAUCGCUAUUUGGUUUUGAUCAUCCUAGCUGGGCAAAGAGGAGGCUAAUUGGGUUGGCAUUUGGAGAGUGCGAACGCUCGCCGAGGUGAUCCAGUUAGCUAGCCUCUUAUUCUUGUCGGUGGGAGGUUUUCCCAUUGUCUCGACAAAAAGCGAGUGUGUCUCUUUAAAAUUCCGUGAAUGAACGCUACGACUCGGGGAUGAGUACUGCAGCUCGGCGUGUGUGUUGUGUGUUUGUGCGCAGAGACCAAAGCGCGAGCCAGGGAGAGGGAGAGUUGCGGGAAGCCGCACACAAUCCUGGAGUUUGCUUAGGACUGGACUGUUUGAAGGCCACCAAGAGGCUUGAGGCCUACCUGUGAGUACAACCUGCUCCACCCACAACUGAACAGGACCUCUCCAGCCCCACCACCCUGACUCCUGUGCAAAAGAGCUCUCACGCUUGUUGCCAAAAUGCCUAUUUUGAAGCAGCUGGUGACAAAUUCCGCCAACUCCAAGCGCCGCUCUCGGGCCGACCUGACGGCAGAGAUGAUCAGCGCUCCCCUCGGCGACUUCCGCCACACCAUGCACGUGGGGCGGGCUGGUGAUGCUUUUGGGGACACCUCCUUCCUCAACAGCAAGGCUGGGGAGGCGGAACAGGAGGCCGCCGAGGAGACAAGUUCCUCAUCCAAACCGGGCCUGCUGUCACGCAAGUUCCGCAGCAGCAAGCGGUCUCAGUCGGUCACCCGGGGCGACCGGCGGGAUAUGCUGGGCUCUCUGAGGGACUCUGCCAUUUUUGUGAAGAAUGCUGUCUCCCUCCCUCAGCUUACUGAGAAGGAGACGGACAGGAGCGGUGGGAAGCAACUAGCCAAGAGCCUUUCCUCCAGCCCUGUCAAGAAAGCCCCCGAGGCGAAGACCCCUGAAGAGAAGCACAUGAACGGUGCGGCAGCCGCUCUUAGCUCUGGGCCCCACAGUCCUGGCUUGGAAGAGCGGGCCUUUGGUGACAUAACGGACCUGCCCUUGGUAGUGCCCAAGGGCAGCUACGGCAUGAAGCACGCAGAGUCCAUCAUGUCCUUCCAUAUUGAUCUGGGGCCCUCCAUGUUGGGGGAUGUCUUGAGCAUCAUGGAUAAGGACCCAUGGGAGCAAGAGGAUUCUGGUUAUCAUGGUGCAGAGGACCCCCAGAGGGAGGGAGGCCCUGCGGAGGCACUGACAGGCCACUGGCUUGGCCAAGAAAGCAAACUCCUCCAGGAUUCCUUGGUUCAAUCGGAUGACAUCAGAGCAACAACCUACAGCCCUGGAUCUGCCCGCAGCAUUACCAGUCGCCUGACAGUGGACAGCAGCUCCAUCUCCAGUGGCACCUCUGUGGGAGAGGAACAGCGUACUUUAGUCUCCAGGGGACAGAACCAGGGCGUUCCAGAGCAUACGAGGCAGGACGCUGCUAAACAGCCGGAAAAGGAAUUCUCCUUCAUGGAUGAGGAAGACGACGAGAUAAGAGUAUAAGAAAGGUGACUGGAGCCUUUACACUUGGCUGGGCUCAAGAAGGAAAAUUUUUCAACAGAUUCUGGAAUAAAUUGUGGUGCGGAAAAAGCUGAAUGCUCUUGACCCCUUUCUCAAUCUUCAGUUUUCAACACCAUCAUUCUGUUAAACAGACUGUUGAAGAAAGAUGAUGGUGUUUUCUUUUGCUUAGUUUUCUCUGUUUUGGGGGGGUCUGAGACAGGGAGCAGGUGGGGGGAUUCACAUUUAAAUGGCCUCUUUAAAAUAUUUUGGGUGAUUCCAGAGUCAAAGGAAUAAAAGACAUCACUUGAGCAUAUUUGAAGAAACAUUUCCCAGGAGAGAACUCUGAGUGUAAUGAAACAGGUUAAAUAAAAACAAAAGCACGCCAAGAGCUAUUUACUGACUGUUCAAAGCAAUAUAGAGCUGAAUACUAGAGCAAAGCUCAAAAGAACUAGUUUCCCUAUUAAUAUAUUUUUCCUUCACAUUUUUACUAGUACUUAUUAUUAUUAUUAUUUUCUAAUUGACCAGGAGAAUACCAUUCUUGACCUAGCACAACAUUGAAGGAUGCAAUAUAGUUGUAGAAAGCAAAAAAGAUGGAAGCUUGAAAUAACCAGACCCUCCGAAUCUGACAUGUUUCGGAAGCUAAGCAUAAUCUCCCUGUGGGCAGGCCUCUGGGAAGAUCUACAAACGUUGGAAUUUACGCUUGAGAUUUCGUUCUUGUUUUUUUUUCAGAUCAGAGCUAGAGGAACUCUUUGGGAAUACAGAUUGUGGGGGGUGUGGUGAUGGGAGAAGCACAGCUAUUUUACCUUUUGCCUUUUACGUUGGGUCCUCCUUUUGGUCUUGUUUUGGGCACACAAGUUGAUGCUAGCAAUUCUUGAAGAGCAUGACUUAAACCUUCCCUGCCCCACCUUUGAUGGUGGUUAUGUGAAACACUCCCUGUAGUGGAAUAUUUUUUGGAGAAACUUCGUUUAACUCCCAAGGACUGUUUAGAAUUCCCCAGUGCGAGGUGAAUUUCAAGA
Messenger RNA from Zootoca vivipara (common lizard), 2815 nucleotides. It is a transcript of the gene CDC42EP4, whose product is annotated as CDC42 effector protein 4. Gene Ontology annotation, molecular function: small GTPase binding. Gene Ontology annotation, cellular component: plasma membrane; cytoskeleton; cytoplasm. NCBI's taxonomy places the organism in Eukaryota, Metazoa, Chordata, Lepidosauria, Squamata, Lacertidae. Gene Ontology annotation, biological process: positive regulation of actin filament polymerization; positive regulation of pseudopodium assembly; regulation of cell shape. The record is from RefSeq and is a predicted model, not a curated record.